UCUUCACUCCCAAACAAGAAAAAGAGACUAUUCAGUUGGGCAGCCUGCCCUUUCUUAUUCCUUCAAUUUCACUAUUCUUUCUUUCUUUAAUUUACUUUUUCGGCACUCCAUCUGCUUUAUAUUCCUUCCUUCUUUUCUAUGUAGUUCCACAUGUCUCCCUUCUUCAUCCUCUGAUCCUCUCUCUCCCUCCCUCCCUCACAUUUAAAAUCAUCCACCACUCAGAUUCUUAAUCUCUGAAAAUCUCCGUAUCUUUGUCCUCAUUUCUUGAAUCACACAACAGGAGAACCAACCUCGUGAGCAUAAUUAGAGCUAGAAAUGGCAACAGAUUCAUCAUCCUCCGAGCAAUUGGAGGAAGAUCUAUCACUAUCCGAUCUUCCCCACAAUUUCACCAAAUCAGAUCGAAACCACUCAACUAGUACUAAACCUGAUAGUGGUAAGGUCAUCGAAGCCGAAGAAGAAUUCGACUUUGGCUCUUCCAUGCGCAGCAGCUCUUUCUUGGCAGAUACAACAAUGUGCACCGCCGAUGAACUCUUUUUCAAGGGACAGAUUCUGCCUCUGCGUCUCUCCGUCAGCUCCGACAGCGGCUUAACCAAGCUGAACCCGGCACAGGGGUUAUCUGUGUUGGGUUCCGAGUCCAUGGACCGACAUGUUCCAUGUUACAUGUCAGGUUUCAAAAGCAUUAGCCACGGCAGAAGCAGUAGCUGCAGCAGUACUAGAAUUAGUCCCAACUCGUCAAGAAGCAACAGCAACAGUAGCAGCUCCACCGCCACAACAAACACUAGCAUUGCGAAUUCGAAGCCAAGAGUAGUACCUGUCCGAAACCAGUUUUACACGCAGCCGAGCCCGAAACCUCAGAUUCAUGUUUCAAAUGGGGGACGGCUAGAAAAAGUAGGCAGCCGAUCGAGCAAGAAAUCGUCGUCGAUAUGGGACUUUUUCCGGUUGGGAUUGGUACGAACACCUGAACAGAACCUUAAUAAGGUACUUCGUAGUAACAGUGCUCGUGUUAAAAGCACAAGAAUUAGUGUCAGUCGCAAUAGCAGCGUUAAUAGCAACAAUAGUACUUCUUUUAGCACCACCAACAACAAGACUACUAGUACGGUUGCCAAUGGUACUAUUAGUGAUGGUGAAAAGAACGUCACUAAUACUACUGCAGCAUUGAACUCGGAGAAGAGUCCACAGAGAUUUUUCAACGGGUGUAAGUGCUCGUUCGAAGCGGUGGCAUCCAAUGCUGUCGUCCCGAAAAGUAGCUUGGCUAUCUUUAGCGAAGCUACGCAUGAGAAGAAAGCCGAUAAAGUAGCGGCAGACUUGAAGAUGAAGAAGAAGAAGAAGAAGAAGAAGAAGAACGGUAGUAAGCAAAAGCAGCUAAAGCAAGACAUGUCGCAUCACAGAACGUAUGAAUGGCUAAAGGGGCUUUAAACCGAUCGCAUGCAAACUUGAUCAUCUUCUAAUUCUUUUGAUAGAUGUUGUAUAAAGUCGAUGUCUUGAUCGAUCAUUAGCAGAUAGUAGUACACUAGUAGUGGACUUUAGAACAAUAUCAUCUCGCAUGCUCUGCAGUUGCUUUAUUUCACUAUCAUUUUGUUUUUGCCUCUUUUUUUUAUUUUUUAUUGUUUCCCUUUAGUUUGAAAUUAAUAUUACCUUAAUACACAUGUAUUGAAGUUUGAAUUUUAAAGUUAGGGCCAGCUCCAUUAUCAAGAAUUAG
Messenger RNA from Rosa rugosa (rugosa rose), 1699 nucleotides. RefSeq names its product probable membrane-associated kinase regulator 1. The transcript has a single exon. Bases 316 to 1416 code for a protein of 366 amino acids. Lineage: Eukaryota; Viridiplantae; Streptophyta; Magnoliopsida; Rosales; Rosaceae. The record is from RefSeq and is a predicted model, not a curated record.